Messenger RNA from Apus apus (common swift), 3522 nucleotides. It is a transcript of the gene TPRN, whose product is annotated as taperin. Gene Ontology annotation, molecular function: phosphatase binding. The record is from RefSeq and is a predicted model, not a curated record. Lineage: Eukaryota; Metazoa; Chordata; Aves; Apodiformes; Apodidae. The transcript has 5 exons. Bases 35 to 2350 code for a protein of 771 amino acids.
CGCGGGGCCGCGCAGAGCGCCCGGGGCCGCCGCCAUGAGCAGCGCGGAGCCGCCGCUCGGGGCCGGGCCGCGGGCUCAGCCCGCCUGGAAGCGGGAGAUCCUGGAGCGCAAGCGGGCGAAGCUGGCCGGGGCGGCGGGCGGCGAGGCGGAGCCGGCGGGCGGGGAGCAGCUGGUGGUGGCGGAGAGCCUGGGCCCGCUCCGCGAGAACCCCUUCAUGCGGCUGGAGAGCGAGCGGCGGCGGCUGCGGCAGGGGCUGCCCGGGCACGGCCCCGCGGCGGCGCGGCCGCUGCAGCAGCUGCUGGAGCUGUACAGCGCCGUGCCCGGCAUCCGCACCAUCCGCGCCGACAACAUCCUCAUCAUCGAGUCCCAGCCGGACGCCGCCGCCUGCUUCGCCGAGGGGGCCGCGCUGCCCGGGCGCCGCCGGGACGCGCCUGCCGGCCCCGACCCGCUGCGGGAGCUGCUGGCCCGGCGCGGCGCCGCGCUGGCCGAGAUCCGCGCCGACCAGGUGGUGAUCUACGAGGCGGCCGAGCCGCCCGAGGCCGCCGAGCCCGGCACCGUCAGCCGCCUGCUGGAGAAGUUCGGGCAGCGGCCGCGGGGCCGUCGACGCCGCGGCGGGGACACCCCGAGCGGGCCCGGCGGGCCGGCUGCCCCUCCGCAGGUGGGACCGGACUCCCCCCGCGCCGCCGCAGCGCCCCCGCGCCGGCCCGGCUCCCCGCGGGCCUCGGCCCCCAAGGCGAGGCCGGCAUCUCCGCAGCCGGCACCGGCCGCCCCCCGGCCUGUCAAGCCCCAGCCCGUGUCCCCAACUCUCCCCCGGGCUGCCACCCCCCAGCCCGCAGCCCCCCAGGCAGCCCCGGCCGCCCCCAAGGCCGCAGCCCCCCAGGCAGCCCCGGUUGCCCCCAAGGCCGCAGCCCCCCAGGCAGCCCCGGCCGCCCCCAAGGCCGCAGCCCCCCCGGCCAACUGCUUUCUCCACAAGAUCGGCUCCAACUCCUUCACCGUCACCCCCCGGGGGCUGCCCCCCGGCAGCCGCCUCCCCGAGCCCGGCGCCGUCCCCGCGGCGGCCAAGGGGCCCCCAGUGCCACCAGUGCCACCCGCCAGCGCUGCCCACGCCAGAGCCAGCGCCAGGAGGCCAAAGCUGGAGGAGGCCGAAGCGGCCGCCCUGCCCCAGCCCAGUGCCAGUCCGGCCCCCAGUGCCAGCCUGGCCCCCAGUGCCACCGGCUCCAGCCAGCCGCUCUCCGCCUCAGCCCCCCGGGCUGGGACCUCCUUCCAGAUCCUUCCGGCCCCCAAGCCUGACUUGGCUGCCAUUCCAGCCCAUGACCUGCAAGCCCAGGCCCUGGCCAAGCUGCGCCUGAAUUCACGCAAUUCCUUCCUCUUCGUGCCCCGCCGGGAGGGCAGCCCGGCUCUGCCCCCGGCCCCCAGCGCCAGGCCGGCCCCGCCACCUGCCCCGCAGGAGAAGGCACCGAAGGAGCCCCCGAGGGCUUCUGCCCCGCAGCAGGAAGAGCCUGCCACCUCCCCGCCAGCACCUCUGGAUCCGCUGGUGCCUGUGACUUACAUCGAUGACAUUGUGGAGCUGGACAAUGGGGAGCUUUCCCCCAGGGCUGGCUCGGCUGCGAGGACGGGGAGCUUGGCAGAUCAGCCUGGAGGAGCUGGACCUGACCUGGACAUGGAGACCUCCUCCGUGCCCGUCUACAGACCACACUCUGUCCCCCAUCAGAGAGGAGGCAGCACCUUCACUGUCAUGCCCAAAAGGAAGCCCUCGGGGCUGCAGACUCUUGCUGAUGCCAGAGGAAGGCUGCAGCGGGAGGAAGAGGAGGAGGAGGAGGAAGAGAGCAAAGGAAAAGGCAAAGCUGUGGAGAAUGCUGCUGGGCCCCCAGCAGGGAUGUCCCAUAAAAAGCGCUACCCCACGGUGAAUGAGAUCGAAGUCAUUGGGGGCUACCUGUCCCUGGAGAGGUCCUGCAUGAGCAAGGCGGGCUCCCGCCGCAAGAAGAUGAAGAUCUCUUUCAAUGAGACAAGUUUGCAGACCAUGUUUGAAUAUCCAUCAGAGAGCUCGCUGGCAGAAGAGGAAGAGGAAGGACAUGCUUCUGAAACAGAGGAGGACAAAUCUCGCACCUUUUACAUUCCGCGUCCAAAUAGCACUUUGCAUCCCAGUACACCUAACUCAGAUUUAUCCAGCUACACCCCAAAGCACUCUGUGAAGUUCAGUGAGUGGCAGGAGCAGAAGUAUGAGGAGAUGCCUGCUGUGGAGGGAUCCCUCCCAAAGGAAGCUGAUUCCCAUGGGAACCAAGAGAUGCUCACCCCAGCCGAGAAGGGCGGGCUCUCUGAUUUCAGCAGCGAACCCGCUCUCUACUUCUGAUGCUCCAUCCCCUGGUCUGCAGCAGCAGCUGCUGGGCGGGAUGUGACAGUGCAGCUUCCCAACCUCCCUGCAAGCUCCACAGAAAGAAGCUUCUGGGUCCCUCCCUCACCACGGUUUUCAUUGGAUCCUGAUGCCAAGGAUGGACUAGAUGCUAUUGGGCAUCUUCGGAGAAUAUUUGCACUGGAUUCUGGGACCUGACUACUAGUUUUAAGGCAUAUAUGGUUUUUAUUCUGCCUGUGGCCUUAUAUAUUCCUUGUUCAAGAUCAGCUGCUGAUGAGGCAAGCAUCAUAAGAAUGGAUCUGUAAUCCUGGGAUGGAGGUAGAUUCUCUCAGUGCUUGUCUGAGUCCACUCAUCCAGGUACUCGGCAGGGUCUGGACAGCUUCUGUAACUCCUCUCCCACCAGAAGCCCCAGUGAAGAACAGCUCUGGAGUUGGAGCACUGGGAGUAUCUGUGCAGUCAGCUGGAUUCCCAGAGGUGGUUGUGAUUUGACAGCUAGAUUGGGUGUCAUUUUGGACUGUUGUGGUUUGUGGUUUGUUCUCAGCAUGUUUCUGGGUCUAGUUUCACUGAACCAUCAUGGGUGUGCCAGUUAAGUUCUUGUGAAGGAAGCUGAACCCACUGUGUGAGGGGUGGGAGGGAAACACAUGCCUUUAGCUUUAGGUGUCAUUUUUGCACUGAUCUUUAAACAGAGUUGUCCAGACUGGCUUGAUCCUCUUGAAGUUUCCCAAACAUUGGCCAUAGCUUUGAUGUGUCCAUCCCCAGUCCUGGCAUUGGGUCUCUGCUGGUUGUGCUUCAGUUUGCCAGUUCCUCCUGUGGCUUCGUUCCAGCAUCUGAUGGUGGCCAGGACCAAGAUUUCCCUGUCUUGGUUGGCAGGGAGGCUUCCUUCAGGCCACACUCGCUCUGCUCCUCUCAUGCAAAGCACAGGAGGGCCAUUUCACUCCUUUCUUCUGCAGAACUUGAACAAGGAAUAUAGUAUUUUUUUUUUCUAGGAUUUUUAUAGUUCUGUUGUAAUUGUUUAAUGCAGCCAAUAUGCAAAGGAAUCUGCUAGACUGUUCCAUUUACGUUUUCUACUACUGUAAACUCAGGGUCAAAAUUGCACUCUGGAGAAGACAGAACGCUGCUGCUAAUGUGAUUUGUACUUCUGGGAUUAAAAGAGAUGCAGUUGGAAUAGAGAA